Aphanomyces invadans is the source of this 5113-nucleotide messenger RNA. RefSeq lists its product as hypothetical. The coding region runs from base 13 to 4470 and encodes 1485 amino acids. Gene Ontology annotation, biological process: transmembrane transport. The transcript is spliced from 6 exons. Gene Ontology annotation, molecular function: ATP hydrolysis activity; ATP binding; ABC-type transporter activity. Gene Ontology annotation, cellular component: membrane. The record is from RefSeq and is a predicted model, not a curated record. Lineage: Eukaryota; Oomycota; Saprolegniomycetes; Saprolegniales; Verrucalvaceae.
GCAGGAACCGCCAUGGGUCUACAAAUAACACGUUCCUUCUUUGUAACGCCUGGCGAUAUCAAGGAUCGCGAAAUGACAGCAUUGACGCAGUGGUGGUGCGGGCCGUUGGAUGCGGCAUGGCCGUCCCAUCCAGGGCACAUCAACGAGUGUGUGGAGACGUCCUUCUUUGUCGCAACUGUGUGGAAACUCGCCAUUCUCACGUGGAGCGCGAUCGUGGGGUGGACAACGUCGCAUCCACCAGGUCGGCGGGACAUUCUGUAUAAGAUCACGGCUGCGCUCAGUCUCGUCAGCGCCGUAUGCGGGAGCGUUUACAUUGCCAGUCUCCAUCCAUUGUACCCGUGCCAGGUCUACGCAGGCACGGUAUGGAUCGUAGAAGGCGCGCAUGCAGCUGUCGUUGCUGUCUUCGCGCCUCAAGCGCUUCGCUCUUGUCGGUAUUUACUCUUGUUGGAUGUGGCCACUCGCUGCGUCGUGUUCAAGAACAUGGCACACCACGACAAGCUCUCGAUUCUCGACGCCGCUCUCAUCGCUGACACGUCGUUGGGGCUUCUCCGAACCGUUUGUGCCUUUUCUGCCCAUUGGCGGCACGCGCGCUCGGACCUUCCAUCUCGUCGUUCUGUGUAUUCCCAUCCGCUUGAAGAGAACGCGGCGUACGUGUCCCAGCUAUUGUUUCUCUGGAUUUGGCCAUUGCUGCGCCAAGGAUACGCGCAGCAGUCUCUCCGAAUGAAGGACCUGCCCCCGGUGCACUCCGCAGACGCCACCGCGACGCUCCUUCCGGCAUUCCGCGCGCGUUGGGUCGAGUUUCCGUCGCACAGCCUCCUCCGACACCUCCAUGCAGUUUGCUGGCAUUCGUUCUACCACGCAGCCGCGCUCAUGAUGGUCGCGACUGCCGCCGGUGUGGCAAAUCCAUUGUUGCUGCAUGCGCUGUUGCAAGCGUUGACUGCGUCAUCGGCCAUCGCGACGACGCAGGCUGCCGGUCUCGCCGCGCUCUGGUGCGGCGCGCUCGUGGUCAACUGUGUGUUUGUCCAUCGAUUUUGGGCCGUCGCCGUGCGCUGUGGUAUGCACACACGGUCGAUUCUCCAACAGUUUGCGUUUGAAAAAGCACUGCGGCUGUCGGCGUCUGCGCGGCAAUCGGCGUACUCGGCGGGCCGCAUCCACAGCCUCAUUGCCAUGGAUGCCGCCCGUCUCUGCGACAACUACGUGGUGUGCUCGAUCCAUUGGGACACGUGGAGUGCGAUGGUGACCCUCGCUGUCUGCGGCUACUUUCUCUUCGACUUGCUCUCGUAUGCAGCGCUGGUCUGGCUCGGCACCAUCGGUCUCUACGCGCCAUUCGCGCUCUACUUUGGCAAUCGCAUCCAGAGACACAGCGCCGUCCACCAGCAGUGCCGCGACGACCGGACAACCAUUUUUACGCAAAUGUUGCGCGGCGUGCUCACCGUCAAGGCCAAUGCGUAUGAAUCGUGGUGUGAGGCGCGGCUGGGUCACGCCAGGCGGCUAGAACUGACAGCGCUCAAGUGGAAGGCAAUGCACAUCACGUGCAACAAGAGUUUGGUGCUUGUUGCCGACAUUUUCGCGCCGAUGCUCACGUUUCUCGUGUUUGUUCACGUGCAGCACGGUCAUCUGGACGCCACGACUGCGUUCUCGGCACUUGCGUGGUUCAACACGGCGGCCAGUCCGCUUCUCCGCCUUCCUUACGUGCUUGUGACGCUUGUUGAUGCCAUGGUGUCUCUCCGGCGACUUGAAGCGUUCUUCCGCGCCGACGAACGGCCUCGAUCGGCCUUGCUUCCGCCACCAGGAGCUCUCUCGAGCGCGACCAACGCGCACUUGUACCAUGCCAUUGAAAUCAAAGAUGUUACGUGCAGGUGGACAGAGGUACCGCUUGCCACGGACGGCGAUGAUUCGAAAGGGCGACCCGACCUGUUUGCAGGCUUGACGAUGGUCGUGCCAAAGGGCCAAUUUGUCGUGUGCUGCGGUCCCGUGGGAUGCGGCAAGUCGUCGUUCUUGGAACUUUGCAUUCACAUGCUCGCCGUGUCCAGCGGAUCGGUGGCGGUCCAUGGCACUGUGGCGUACUGUGCCCAGACGCCUUGGAUUCAAAACACCACCGUGCGCGACAACAUUUUGUUUGGCCAGCCCAUGGACAGGAUGUGGUACAAAAUGACGCUGUACAUGUGCGCGCUGGACGAAGAUUUGGCGCGAUGGCCAAGUGGAGACGCCACGAUCGCCGGUGACCAAGGAUGUGCGCUAUCAGGUGGCCAAAAGCACCGCAUCGCCCUCGCCCGCGCGAUCUAUGCGCGCCGUGACAUUCUUCUGCUCGACGACGUCCUCGCCAGUCUAGACACCCACGUGGGCCACCACAUCUUUACGCGAUGCCUGUGCAGCCCUGCGCUGGCAUACAUGACAAAAAUCCUCGUGACCAACCAACCGGCGUUCGUGUCUCAUGCGGCAGUCGACCGAGUGCUCUAUUUUGACCGCGCCGAGGCGACGAACCCAGGCGAGUUUUCCAUCCAGCCACCGCCGCCGUCCGUGUUCAAAGCCCAAGGUAUUGUGGCAACCACGUCGGCCGACGCGACGCCGGCUGGUCCUUCUGCGGUCAAAGGGCCGCGCGGCCGCACCACCUUGCCCUCCCUUGACGUUCAAGAAGCGAGUCCGCCUGAACGCCCCGACGAAAACUCGAAAACUCCAGUUCCUCCUAGCACCGAGCCUGCUGAUCAACUGUUGCGCCAAGGCGCCCUCGACCGCCGCGUGAUCGCGUUGUACUUGAAAGCUCUGGGGUCCAAGUGUGCCGUGGCUGCGUACGCUGUCCUCUUGGUGGUGGAGCACAGUCUUGUGUUAGGGGGCGCGUACUGCUUGAGCCAGUGGUGCAGCCACGACUCGAGUCGCGCGUCGUCGUUUGCUCAAUUGUUAUUUAUUUCGCUGGGCAUUGCGCAAGCGUGCACAUCCGUCGUCCGGAAAAUCUUGUUUGUCGUGCUGUCCUUGGCUUCGUCGGCUUCCCUCCAUCACACGCUCGUGCAUGCACUCGUCCAUGCGAGCAUGCGCUUCUUCGACACCACGUCGCUCGGCGUCAUCCUGAACCGAUGCGUCAAGGACAUUGCUGCUCUCGAUGAAGACAUCCCGUACGCCGUGACCAAGUUCUUGUCCAACACGGUCGAAAUCGUCCUGUCUCUCGUGCCGGUGACGCUCACGACGCCGGCCGUGCUGCUCUUCGUCCUCGUCCUCGUGUACCCGUGCAUGUACAUGAACCACAUGUACCGAUGGCCCGCGCGGGACCUGAAGCGCCUGCAGUCGAUGACGCGGUCGCCGAUCCUGUCGCAUUUCAACGAAAUCUCACAGGGCACGAGCACGAUCUCGGCGUUUGAUGCAGCAGCGACCGUCUCGGCGACAUCUAUGCACUAUAUCGAUGAGUCUGUUCGGUCAUACUGGCCAUCCCUCGUCGCCAGCCAGUGGGUCACCGUGUGGCUCGAGCUGCUUGGGAUCAUGAUCGUGGCGGCGGCGGCGGCGUCCUGUGUCUGGUUGCGCUCUACUGGCCGGCUGGACGCGUCGUUGGUGGGUUUAGUUUUCACGUAUGCAUCGCAGGUGCCGUCGCGCAUGGGCUGGAUGGUCAAGAUGGUCGCGGCGAUGGAAGUCGACUUUGUCGCGUUGGAGCGCAUCGACCAGCUCACAACCAUUGCUUCGUUUCACAAAGACCACCGGUCGUUGCUGUCGACCGACCAACAAGUUGUUCCAGAACGUUGGGAUCAACCCGACGGAGCGCUGCACUUCCGCCACGUGUCCAUGGCGUACGGCACAUCCGCUGUCCUCCGCGAUAUCCAUGUCGACAUCCCGAGGCAUGCUAAAGUUGCAGUGGUCGGCCGCACGGGUGCCGGCAAGUCGUCCCUCGUUCGCGCGUUGCUGGGUCUUUACCCCAUCCAAGGCACGAUCGCGUUGGGCUCGGUGGACCUGGCGACCGUCUCCACGACAACGUUGCGCCAGCAAAUACUCGGAUUUAUCCCGCAGGAUGCAGUGUUGGUCGGGAGCACUGUGAGGGAAGGACUCGUUGGGAACGUUUCCACGGCCACGGCCCAAGUGCACCACGUGCUCGACCAAGUCGGCUUGCUUGAAGUCGUGCUGCAGCUCAAGGACGGCCUCGAUUCUUCUUUGAAUGACGUGACGUUCAGCGUUGGCGAGCUCCAGUUGCUAUGCGUCGCUCGAGCGUUGCUCCGACCGGGACACGUCCUCGUGUGCGAUGAAGCGACGGCCUACAUGGACGCCGAGACGGACCGCGUGAUCCAUCAACUGCUCGUGGCGCUGCCUCGCACCGUCAUCACGAUCUGCCACCGCGUGCAGCACCUAUUGGCAUUUGACAUGGUCCUCGUGCUCGAACAGGGAAUGCUCGUGGAGGCAGGGGCUCCGCAAGAACUCCUGGCGCUAUAUCCCAAAGGGUUAUUUGCGUCUCUAAACGCUGAGAGGAAGAAGCAGGUCGAUGGAGCACUGUAGUUGAACAAAAUAAAACGCAUGGGACCCUCAGAUGUCGUCGAGCAUGCACAGGGUAUCCGUCACUUCGUGCAAGUUGCUUCCAUCGUGUGCAUCGUCGUCGACAUCGGACAUGGAGAGCAGCAUGGAUGCCCGCGCUAUGUCGGGUCGUGAUUCGUGGUUGGCGUUGUCGCGCCGAUGGUGCAGGUCGUCGUCUUGCCGCCGCUUGUCCUGCUGCAAGAGUCGUUGCACUUGACGAACUUGAACUCCAUGAAGGCCAAGGUCCUGGAUGAUUUCCCGUGCAUUCAUCCUCUUUUCCCUUCCAAUGUCGAGGAUGUGUUGCUCCAACUGAGGGGACAACUUGCGCGGACGGCCCUGUCGCUUUGUGCUGCCAUAUACCUCUGGGUUGGCCAAAAAUGUUCGGAUGACGCUCUUCCCACGACCAGUCACUUGGGCGAUCUACAAUUGUGACACCCUCGUGCAGUACACACGUACGUCAAAACCUCUUUUUGAGUCCGACCGCUGUGAUGCAUCGCCAGCAUUGUUGACUGUUCUGCCGCCGACAAGUGCCGCCCUCGCGGCAUGCUACGUACUUCGCUUGCUACUUGGGAUGCAACUUCAAAUUUGCUGAACUCGUUGUCAUGGUUUCGCGUUUUUGCAAAAACAC